Messenger RNA from Topomyia yanbarensis, 888 nucleotides. Its product is annotated as trypsin-7-like. The transcript has a single exon. Lineage: Eukaryota; Metazoa; Arthropoda; Insecta; Diptera; Culicidae. Gene Ontology annotation, molecular function: serine-type endopeptidase activity. The record is from RefSeq and is a predicted model, not a curated record. Gene Ontology annotation, biological process: proteolysis. Bases 8 to 793 code for a protein of 261 amino acids.
CUCUUCCAUGAUGGCGCCUUCAUUCAUCUACCAACUACUACUGAUAUUGAUGACGGCAUUCACCUCCGCGAAAAGUGACUCGAUUGGUCGAGUCAACAAAUGCGAUGACCGAAUCAUCGGUGGCUACGAGGUAGACAUUACCGACAUUCCCUUCCAAGUGUCCCUGGAUUUCUUCUUUCUCGGACAUUUUUGCGGAGGUGUGGUCAUAUCCCGCAGAUGGGUUCUCACGGCGGGUCACUGUGUUGGCGGUGAUUUCACAGCCCUGGGAGUUUUCGUGCGGUUUGGUUCCACUUUUUCCGACAGAGGUGGCCUAGUGGUGACUCUGAAGCGUGCGGUGCAACAUCCAAAAUACAACGAUAAUACUCUAGAUUACGAUGUAACCCUGCUAGAACUGGGCAGAGACCUUCCAUUAGAUGACCAAUUCUAUGCUGUCGAUCUGCCGGAGCAAGAUGAACCUAUCGAAGAUGGGCACUGUGUGCUAGUGUCCGGUUGGGGAGUUACGCAUGCCCGAGUUGAUCGGUUGCAUGCCGUACAUGUUCCGAUCGUGAAUUUCGAGGAAUGUAGGGAGGUGUACAAGGACAUGAAUCACGUAACAAGGCGGAUGAUUUGCGCAGGGUAUCCGGAAGGUGGAAAGAACGCCUGCUACGGUGAUUCUGGAGGUCCAAUGGUAGAUGGUCGAAAGCUGAUUGGUUUGGUGUCCUGGGGAGUGCCGUAUGCCGCGCCAGGAUACCCGGGAGUAUACACUCGAGUGGCAGCCAUUCGCAACUGGAUUACGCAGGUUAGCAAAGUAUGAUACGUGCAUUGAUAUUGGUCGAUAGGAUUAUCUACUGUAUACCCAGGAUAGAAAAAACUGUAAGAUUAAUCUUGCUGAUAUAUAAUAAAUUUAAA